CAUUUACCACGCAGCAAACAUUGUGAAUGACAAACCGAAAGGAGUGUAAAAAGAAUUAUUAAAAUUUGCAAUUUGUGUGAAAAGCAUCGAAUUGGCUGCCGCAACAAAACGACCGGUACUCGUACCAAAACGUUAAACCCAUUAAAUCAUAUAGCAAAAUAGUGAAAAUAUGAAUGUUCCUCCUAGCGCUGGCAAUGGCAAUGCAGCUCUGCAGCAGCCGAUGCCGCCAGCAGCAGCCGCCGCUGCCGCCGCCGCAGCAGCAGCUGCAGCGAUGGGUGGCAUGGGAUACACGCACCCCCACACGCACACGCAUACGCCGGGCAUGGUGCCAGUGCCACCAUUUAAUUUGCCUCCACCAGGCUUUGGAGCACCGCCACCGCCUGAACUGGCUGCCGCUUUUGGUGCCCUUGCUUCGAAUACGGAAUGGACGGAACACAAAGCGCCGGAUGGACGCCCGUAUUACUAUAAUCAAAAUACAAAGCAAAGUUCGUGGGAGAAACCGGAGGCUCUGAUGACACCCGCCGAGUUGCUGCACAAUCAAUGUCCAUGGAAGGAAUAUCGGUCAGAUGCCAACAAAGUUUACUAUCAUAAUGUGAGCACUAAAGAGACGUGCUGGGAGCCACCGCCAGAAUAUUUGGAUAUGAAGGCCAAAGCUAAGGCGGAAGAAGCAGCUGCUGCGGCUAAAGCUGUGGCUGCAAUGACCUCGUCCAGUUUAGCUGGCAUGGUACCACAUGUGGCAUUGGCCAAUAUGUUGCCUGCAGCAUUGCCCACAGUACCGCGAAUACCUACACCGGAAAUUCACUCACCUCUGACGCCGAGCAGUAAUGAAAAUAGUUCUUCAGCCAUGGAUCAGGCAAUGGCUGCCACGCUAGCAUCCAUCGAGGUGCCUCAGCAGAAUAAUAAGAAAGAUGACAAAAAUGGCAGCGAAAACAAUGCUCUCGUCUUUAAAGAUAAACGCGAGGCAAUUGAGGCCUUCAAGGAGCUGCUGCGCGAUCGUAAUGUGCCCUCCACUGCUAACUGGGAUCAGUGUGUGAAAAUCAUAUCAAAGGAUCCUCGAUACAAUGCUUUUAAAACUCUUAAUGAACGCAAACAGACCUUCAAUGCGUACAAAACACAAAAAAUUAAAGAUGAACGGGAGGAAUCUCGCUUGCGUGCUAAAAAAGCGAAAGAGGAUUUGGAACAGUUUCUUAUGUCGAGCGACAAGAUGAAUUCGCAAAUGAAAUACUUCCGCUGCGAAGAAGUCUUUGCCAACAAUCGAACGUGGACAGCAGUGCCCGAACAGGAUCGUCGCGAUAUUUAUGAGGAUUGUAUCUUUAAUUUGGCUAAGAGGGAAAAAGAGGAAGCACGGCUCCUAAAGAAGAGGAAUAUGAAGGUACUUGGCGAACUGCUGGAAUCAAUGACCUCCAUUACGUACGCCAGCACGUGGUCGGAAGCGCAGGUUAUGCUUCUUGAUAAUGCAGCGUUUAAAAACGAUGUCACACUGCUUGGUAUGGACAAAGAGGAUGCGCUCAUAGUAUUCGAGGAGCAUAUACGUACACAAGAAAAAGAGGAGGAAGAGGAUCGGGAAAGGGAAAAGAAACGGUUAAAACGACAACAGCGCAAAAAUCGAGAUGCGUUUCUCGCAUUGCUGGAUGCUCUUCAUGAAGAGGGCAAACUCACCUCAAUGUCGCUGUGGGUCGAACUAUAUCCAAUUAUAUCGGCCGAUAUACGCUUCUCUGCUAUGUUGGGUCAGAGUGGAUCCACACCUUUAGAUCUUUUUAAGUUCUAUGUAGAGAAUUUGAAGGCUCGCUUCCACGACGAAAAGAAGAUCAUCCGUGAAAUACUCAAAGAGAAACAAUUUGUUGUACAAGCGAAAACAUCCUUUGAAGAUUUUGCCACAGUUGUAUGCGAAGACAAACGUUCCGCCAGCCUGGAUGCGGGCAAUGUGAAGCUCACCUAUAAUUCGCUGCUAGAAAAAGCCGAGGCCAUUGAAAAGGAACGCAUGAAAGAGGAGGUGAGACGUUUGCGUAAAUUAGAAAAUGAAAUAAAAAACGAAUGGUUGGAGGCGAAUGUCUCGGUCGGCGAGCCUUACGACAGUGCCAAAAAGCUAGUCGAGCAUUUAGAAGCGUUUGCCUUAUAUGAAAAAGAAAUUGGUGUUGAAAAGAUUUGGGAGGACUUUAUCAAAGAGAGCGAAGAUGCCUGUAGUCAUCAUCAUUCACGUUCACGUAAAUCCAAAAAGAACAAAAAGCAUAAAAAACGUGUGAGGUCUACAUCUAGAUCUGAUAUUGAAAAUGAAUUGGUUGAACUAGAGAAAUCUAAGAAACGACGCUCCAAAACACGCUCAAAUUCGCUGAGUUCAAUUGGCAGCAUUGAGAGUGAAAAGCUGUUAAAAAAGAAGAAAAAGCGCAAGAACAAAUCAAGAGCUUCUUCUUGCGAAUCGGAGUUGAUCAAUCAAUCGCCUCUCAAUGCUGCUGCACUGCAGCAAAAUGAUUCAAAUUCCCACUCACCCGCUAAAAAGAAGAAAAAAGAAAAACGCACCAAAAGGGACAAAGAAAGCAAACAACAACGACAUCAAAAUAAUCGUUCAACAACGCCGCUUAGUCCUGCAGCUCAAUCCGAUUCGGCAGCAUCUAGAAACGAGGAACUUACGCUGAGCGAUGGCGAACUAGAAUCCAAGCGUGCAGCGCUGCUGGCACAGCUCAAUGAGCAUUUGGACGAAUGACCAAGAUAUUAUAGAUAAACGGACCACAACAACAGCAGUAAGCACAGUUAGCUAUGGCCAUAAAUAAAUACACAAGGAGUGUGUGCCUAGUUGUAUAAGUUGUAUAAAACAUACGUUCAUUUAGCUACAGCUACAUCUAUAGUUUGUACACGCUAUAACGUAUUUCUACUAUUGCACAGCUCCUCACGUGCUUUGCUCUGGAACACUUUUUGGCUACAAAUCGCAAACACAACAGGCAACAAAAAAUGUAAGUUUUUUCAUCAGCGCUAAGUUUCAUUGUAAAGAAAUUUUAAUAAUAUAAUAAUUUUAUAAGACAUCAAACAAAAGAAAUAAUAUUAUUGGCACCUUGUGUG
Drosophila hydei is the source of this 3054-nucleotide messenger RNA. RefSeq names its product pre-mRNA-processing factor 40 homolog A (gene Prp40). The record is from RefSeq and is a predicted model, not a curated record. Gene Ontology annotation, biological process: mRNA cis splicing, via spliceosome. Gene Ontology annotation, molecular function: protein binding; RNA binding. The coding region runs from base 170 to 2701 and encodes 843 amino acids. The transcript is spliced from 6 exons. NCBI's taxonomy places the organism in Eukaryota, Metazoa, Arthropoda, Insecta, Diptera, Drosophilidae. Gene Ontology annotation, cellular component: U2-type prespliceosome; U1 snRNP.